AUUGGAAUGUCGAUAGGAGGGGCUAUUGUCCCACAUCGGCGGACAGAUGUUACAAUGAGCAGGGUGUCGGUGUCCACCGAUGUGGAGCGCAAUCCGAGGCUCAUGACAGGGGCAAAUGAACCCAAUUACGUUAUUUUGUGAUGAGUGACUGCAACGGACAGAAAUAAUACCACGUUUUCACGUGUUUUAUUUGGACACAUCUGUCCGCAUUUGGCGUCGUGCAGGGUCCGUCUCACGAAGUGGAGCGAAGAGUUGACAACAGCCGGGAAAACAGGCUAGAGGAGACACUGGAAUAUCCAGCGCCAGGGAGGGAGAAAGCGGAAACCGGGCUGGAUGUAACCGGAUUUACCCUCCCCAGCGGUUCGCCAUGGGGGAGACCAAAAUUAUCUAUCAUCUGGACGACCAGGAAACUCCCUACCUGGUCAAGUUGCCCAUCGCUGCCGACAGGGUUACUCUUGCCGACUUCAAAAAUGCCCUCAAUAAACCCAACUAUACAUUUUUCUUUAAAUCUAUGGACGAUGAUUUCGGGGUGGUGAAGGAGGAGAUCUCAGACGACAAUGCCAAACUUCCCUGUUUCAACGGCCGGGUCGUGUCAUGGUUGGUGUCAGCAGAUGGUUCUCAUGGGGGUUCCGAUGGGGGUUCUGUGUGUGCAGAUAGCCAGGCAGAGCUGCCACCUCCUUUGGAGAGGACCGGUGGCAUCGGAGACUCAAGACCCCCCUCUUUUCAUGCGAACGCUGCCGGCAUUCAGGACAAUGAGACAGAGACUGAGUCAGUCGUGUUGCUAGAGAGAGAGAGGGAGCGGGAGAGAGACCGGGGCAGGGAGAGGGAGAGGCCGCGAAGGAAAGAGAAAGACACUCAUGACCAUGGUGGCAGGCUGAAUGGUCACACGCGUCCAGAGCGGGAGACGCGGCGACCGGAGCUGGCGGGGUACGAGAGCUCAUCCACGCUGAUGAGUUCUGAGCUGGAGACAACAAGCUUUUUCAACUCUGAAGACGAUGAUGCAUCUAGUCGGUUCAGUGGCUCCACGGAGCAGAGCACUUCGUCGAGGCUCAUGAGACGACAUCGGCGGCGGCGGCGGAAACCCAAAGCUCCACGGAUGGAGAGGGUAAGACACACACACACACACAGACCACACAGAUGCCAGUUUGCUUUGUGUUCAGUGGUCCUUGUGCAUGUCCUCACCUCUAUCUCUUUCAGUCAUUCCUCUACUCCUCCCUCUCCUCCUGUCCAGUCGUCCUCUUUCAGCAGCGUCACAGAUUCCACCAUGUCACUGAACAUCAUCACUGUCACUUUAAAUAUGGAGAAGUAUAACUUCCUGGGCAUCAGUAUUGUAGGUCAGAGUAACGAGAAAGGAGAUGGAGGAAUCUACAUUGGCUCUAUCAUGAAGGGAGGGGCGGUGGCCGCCGACGGACGCAUCGAGCCUGGAGACAUGCUGUUGCAGGUGAACGACAUUAACUUUGAAAACAUGAGCAAUGAUGAUGCAGUCAGAGUCCUGAGGGAGAUUGUCCAUAAACCAGGCCCUAUUACUCUGACUGUGGCUAAGUGCUGGGAUCCUAACCCCCGAGGAUGCUUCACACUGCCGAGAAGUGAGCCGAUCCGUCCCAUAGACCCUGCUGCCUGGGUGUCCCACACCGCAGCAAUGACGGGGGCGUACCCAGUGUAUGGUAUGAGCCCUUCUUUGACCACCAUCACCUCCACCAGCUCCUCCAUCACAAGCUCCAUCCCUGAGAUUGAGCGGCUCGAUGACUUUCAUUUAUCCAUUCACAGCGACAUGGCAGCAAUUGCCAAAGCGAUGGCCAAUCCAGAGUCUGGCCUGGAGGUGCGAGACAGGAUGUGGCUCAAGAUCACAAUCCCCUCCGCCUUCAUAGGCUCGGACGUGGUGGACUGGCUCUACCAUCACAUAGAGGGCUUCACUGACCGCCGUGAGGCCAGGAAGUACGCCAGCAACCUGCUGAAGGCCGGCUACAUCCGGCACACCGUCAACAAGAUCACCUUCUCUGAGCAGUGCUACUACAUCUUCGGAGACCUCUGUGGCAAUAUGGCUAACCUCUCACUGGGAGACCACGAUUGGUCGAGUGGGGCGUCCGACCAAGACACCCUUGCUCCCCUGCCCCGCCCUGGGGCUGCCCCCUGGCCCCUGGCUUUCCCUUACCAGUACCCCAUCCCACAGCCCUACAACCCACACCCUCUGCACGAGCCUCCCCAAAGCCAACCUGGAAGGGGGGGGAGUGCAGGCAGCCAGCACAGCGAAGAGAGUCGUAGCAGCGGGUCCAACUGCAGUGGCAGUAAGAAGGAAGAGGCUGCUGGGGGGGCAGGCGGUGGUGCUGGUGGUGGCGAGUCCAAGUCCACAGGCCACACAGGGAGUGGCAGCGAAUCAGAGCUGAGGAAGGAAAAUGCCCCCAGUGAUCGCUCAGUGGCGGUGCCCCCUAACGAGCACAGCAUGCACAGCCUGAUCAGCUUGGCCCACAGUGUCCACAGCACCCAUUCCCACAGCGGUAGCCUGGUGUACGGACCCCCCGGCCUGCCAGCCCAGCCGCCGCCCUCCCUCCCCAUCACGGCCCCCCCUGGGUCGCCCCCGGGCCGAGACCUAGCCUCCGUGCCCCCUGAACUCACCGCCUCACGACAAUCAUUCCGCAUGGCCAUGGGCAACCCCAGUGAGUUCUUCGUUGAUGUCAUGUGAUGUGUUAUCCAGAGGGCUGAUCCUCACUGCAGGUGUUCUGGAGGGUGGUGGAGUAGGAGGAAAGGAGGUAGAGGCUAAGAGAAAGACCGGUGGUGCUGAGAGGGAUAUGGUUGUAACUGCAUAGCUCUCCUUCUGUCUGUCUGUCGCCAGUGUUGUGGCGCCUGUACUUUCUUCAGUGAAGAAAAUCAGUGUGGAUGCAGCUCUCUCUCCUCUUGAUCCCCAUUAAAUAGACAAUUUUGUUCAUAUGUUCUUUUCCACAUCAGUUUGAGUGUGUGUGCCUGUGUGUGUAUAUGAGUGAGUGAAUAUGUUGUUGGAAUUGAAUGUUUUCUUUUUGUCAUUUUCUCCCUUUUCCUCUACAUGUGUCCCAUUCAACUGUGUUCAAAUCUCUGUGGACCCUCCAUUGCAAACCCUCUUUAAAAAUCAACACAGUCCAUACUAGAUGGGAGAAGGCUCAGAAAGAGAGAGAGCGAUAGAGAGAGACUGUGGACCAUAGAGAUCCUAUUAAAUUACUGUUCUGAAUUUUUUUUAUUAUAAUUCCUAAUUUUAUACUGUGGACAGGGUUGAGUUUCUCCACAAAAGUUAUAUGUAGACAGGGAGAGAGAUGGAGAAGGUUAGAGAGCAUAGAUGAAAAGGUAUUAAGAGGGAGUAAAUUACUUCUCAUUGCUUUACACUCAGUAGCAGUCAUGUUAAUUGUGAUCAUAAUCUCAGAUAACGCUCUAACCAAUCAGUGCAAUUAAUACUGGAAGAUGAAGAGUAUACGAGCUGAACCUUGCACCAAUAUAUUACACGACACCAGGGUUGGAGUCAAUUCCUUUUCAAUUCUGAAAGUAAACUGAAAUCAAAGCUCCUCUGAGGAAAAAAUGGGAAUGGGAAUUUCAAUUUACUUCCUGACUUGACCCCAUCACCCCAACCCUGCAUGACACAGGGGCAUUUUGUGACAUCCAGCAUUUUAGUAAAGGAAAUUUGAGAAGCAUGUUGCCCCAAUCUCUUUCCAUCUCUUUCUCCAUAUCUCUCUUGGUACAUUGCGAUAUGUUAUUGUCUUUUUCAUCAUCAACAUCCAUUUCGAGCCCUAUUCUUACAUGCUGACUAGACCAGGCACACGCAUGCGUGCGCCAUCGUACGCAUGUUGAUUUUGUCCCCCCACACCAGAUGCGAUCAGGACACGCAGGUUGAAAUAUCAAAACAAACUCUGACCAAACUAUAUUAAUUUGGGGACAGGUCGAAAUACAUAAUAAGUUGAUGGCCAUUUAGCUAGCUAGCCUUCUGUUGCUAGCUAAUUUGUCCUGAGAUAUAAACAUUGGGUUAUUUUAACUGAAAUAUACAAUGUCCUUUUUCCUGGAUCUUUGUAGAAUUUUGACCCAUUUUGAGUCACAAAAUCAUGUGUUCUCAAGUAAUCCACAGAUGAAAGGGGAAUCCUAGUUAGUUUCUAGUAAUUAUUUUUAUUAUUAUUUUUUUUUUAUCUUGAUCACUCCUCCUUCAGUCUUCUUCUUCUGUGGACUUUAUAUGGCGAAACUUUAAGGUGCAUACCACCACCAACUGGACUGGAGUGUGGAUCUCAGUUCAUCUUUCAAUCACCCACGUGGGUAUAUGCAACUAAAAACCAAUGAGGAGAUGGGAGAGACGGGACUAGCAGCACAUCACGCUUCAAAAAUAGAACUAAUGCCUCGUGUCAAAAUAUAACACCUAGGUCACACCAACACUGUCUUUGCAUUUUGGUCCACCAGAAGUACAUUAUGAGUUGGCCUUGCAGCAUUGCAUUGCCAAGGCAGUCGCAGUGCAUUCUGUGUGGUGCAUAUGUUGGAUUUAUAUAACAUAUGCAUCAAACUAUGCAUAGACGGCUUGACAGAAAUGGUAGCAGAAGAUGAAUGUUUAACUUUUGUUGCAUACAUAACCAGGAUAGUAACACUUGCUUAUGGAAAUUGGAUAAUUUAAGGGGAAUUUUAUUUAGCUAAAACUUACAUUUUGGGAGAAAUUCAAUGGCACCAACCUUUUAAAAAACAAGAUUCCUAUCCUGAAUUUGGAUGUAAUUCAUGAUCCAUGCAUUUGGCACUGAAUAAAGCCAAUUUAUCAUCUGA
Messenger RNA from Oncorhynchus mykiss (rainbow trout), 4755 nucleotides. Its product is annotated as segment polarity protein dishevelled homolog DVL-3. Gene Ontology annotation, molecular function: frizzled binding. Gene Ontology annotation, biological process: intracellular signal transduction; canonical Wnt signaling pathway. NCBI's taxonomy places the organism in Eukaryota, Metazoa, Chordata, Actinopteri, Salmoniformes, Salmonidae. Gene Ontology annotation, cellular component: cytosol. The record is from RefSeq and is a predicted model, not a curated record.